AUGUCUGACGAAGAAGAGAUUCUGUAAGAUUGUUUAUUUCAGGUGGUAAAUUUAUUUUAUGAAAAUUUUCAAUUUUUCAGUUCCGGUGAGGAAGAGGAGGAAGUAGAAGAAUCCUUAGCCGAGGAUGUUGAGGAAAAGUGAGUUACUAUUACUCAAUCCAUAAAUUGUCGGUAUUUUUGUAGCGCGGAAGAGGAAACCGCUGAAGCCACCGAGGAAGCCCCAGAAGAGGCUGAAGAGGAGGCUCCAGUUGAGGAGAAGCCAAAACCACGUCCACCAGUGCAAGAAGAAAAACCACCAGCAGAAAUGACUGAGGCUGAAGCCGCUAUGCUUGCCGCCAAGAAACGUCACGAGGAAGAAGAAGCCGCCAAACUUCUCGAUUAUGAGCAACGCCGUGUUCUUGAGAAAGAACGUAUGGAGGAAGAACUCCGUGAGCUCAAGGAGAAGCAAGAGAAACGUCGUGCUGAACGUGAAGAAGAUGAACGUCAAUUCGCUGAGCGUAGACGUCAAGAUGAAGAGCGUCGUCGCAAAGACGAAGAAGACCGCAAGGCUAAGGCUGAUGCUGAAAAGGCUCGCAAGAAUGAGGAAAAAACUCGUCGUCAACAAAUGAUGGCUGGAUCAUUCGCCGGAGCCGCUGUUGGAGCUCCAGGAGGUAAGAACUUCACUGUCACCAAGGGAGAUCAAGCUGCUCAAUUCGGAAACUUGGCUCAAGGAGCUAAGGCUGAAGGAGUCUCUAAAGAACAACAAGAAGAAGCAAAGAAAGCAUUCUUGGCCGCUAUUUGCCGCGCUCAAGAUGUUUCUGGACUUAUGCCAAAUGACUUGAAAGAAAAGAUCAAGGGAUUGCACGCACGUAUUGUGAAAUUGGAAGGAGAGAAAUAUGAUUUGGAGAAGAGACGUGAACGUCAAGAUUAUGAUGUAAGUUUUCAGUGUUUUCUUUUUGCUCUUUCAAAUUUCUCAUGCAACUUUGAUUUCAGCUCAAAGAACUCAAUGAACGUCAACGUCAAGUUGCUCGUAACAAGGCUCUCAAAAAGGGACUUGACCCAGAGGAAGCUGCCUCAUCUGUUCAUCCACCAAAGAUCACCACCGCCUCUAAAUUCGAUCGUCAAAUUGACAGAAGAUCAUACGGAGAUCGUCGUGUUCUUUUCGAAAAUCCAUUCGUUAAACCAACACCAAACUUGGCUCGUGGAACAGCUAGACCACCAGCAGAAUGGGGACGCAAAGAAAAUGAAGAGUUGGAGCAAAUCAGGUGAGAUCUUGGAGUUUACUCCAAAUUUCAUUAAAAAACAAAUUUUUAAAUGAAAUUCGUUAUAGAAAGAACCUUGAACCACCAAAGUAUGUUGAACAAGUUAAAGCUGAAGGAGACGCUGCUCGCCCACCAAUUGCACCAAUUCCAUUGGCAUUGCCAGAAAAAGAAUUCGCCGAUGCUCCACCACCAGCACCAGCUGGAAAUCCAAAUGAGGGAGCUGAAGUUAUUAUUCCAGACAGUGAAGCUGGAGCUGAACCAGUUGCUGCCUAA
Molecule: messenger RNA, 1513 nt
Organism: Caenorhabditis angaria
Lineage: Eukaryota; Metazoa; Nematoda; Chromadorea; Rhabditida; Rhabditidae
Source: the annotation of a GenBank genome assembly